Molecule: messenger RNA, 3155 nt
Organism: Neocloeon triangulifer
Lineage: Eukaryota; Metazoa; Arthropoda; Insecta; Ephemeroptera; Baetidae
Product: elongation factor-like GTPase 1
Exons: 13
Coding region: 172-3138 (988 amino acids)
Biological process (GO): cytosolic ribosome assembly
Cellular component (GO): ribonucleoprotein complex; cytosol
Molecular function (GO): ribosome binding; GTPase activity; GTP binding
Source: RefSeq, a predicted model, not a curated record
GCACCUUUUCAAACAUCAGCCAAUCAGCGCUGCUUCUUCUGUUCAGCGACCAAUCAGAAUAACCGGCAACCAAAACCAAAACAAACAAACACAUGUGUUGAGCAGGAGGAUCACAACGACCGUCGUUAAUUUUAAACUUUGUGAAUUUCGGGACUGACUGACGGAGGCAACAUGCGGACUACGACCGUGGAGCAGCUGCAAAACUUGCAGCAGAAGCCGCGAUGUGUCCGAAACGUGUGCGUUUUGGCUCACGUCGACCACGGCAAGACGAGCCUCGUCGACUCGUUGGUCGCCAGCAAUGGAAUCAUCUCGACUGCGAUGGCCGGUAAACUCAGGUACAUGGACAGUCGACCGGACGAGCAGCAACGAGGAAUCACCAUGAAGAGCAGUGCCAUUGCUUUGAAAUACAAUUUUGGUAUGAAAACGAUUAAGAAAAUACACAUUUACCUUAAUCAAUGCAAAAAUUAUUACUCAGGUGGUGAGGAUGUUUUGAUCAACGUGAUUGACUCUCCGGGACAUGUGGACUUUUCCAGUGAAGUGUCCACAGCUGUCCGACUCUGUGACGGUGCCAUCGUAGUAGUCGAUGUUGUCGAAGGCGUUUGCCCUCAAACCAAAGUUUGUAUCCAGCAGGCGUGGACCGAAAACCUUAAGCCUGUCCUGGUUCUAAACAAAGUUGACAGACUUGUUUCCGAGAUGAAGCUUCAACCGCUGGACGCUUAUGUCCACUUGACUCAAGUUCUCGAGCAAAUUAAUGCUGUCAUGGGUGAGCUUUUUGCUUCAGAAGCGAUCUCUAACACCACGGACACUUGGACGUCUGGCUUGGACGAGGCAGAUGAUUCUCAACUGUAUUUUAGUCCAGAGCAGGGAAAUGUUGUGUUUGCCAGUGCUGUUGAUGGAUGGGCUUUCGACGUUGCCCAUUUUGCUGGCCUCUUCUCAGCAAAGCUGAAUCUAGAUAAAGAUGAACUAGCAAAAUGUCUCUGGGGAGAUUUUUAUCUCAAAGGAGGAAAAAUUGCUACCGGUGCUCAAGAAAAAGCAAAGAAGCCGUUGUUUGUACAGCUGGUUUUAGAAAAUCUGUGGGCUGUGUAUGAAUCCAGAGAUAAAGAGAAGAUCAAAACUAUGGCUGAAAAGCUUGGUGUCAAAAUGAGUGCCAGAGACGCAAGACAUCCAGAUCCGAAAGUGCAAAUAAGAGCCCUGUUAGCUCAGUGGAUGCCUCUUGCUUCGGCUGUUUUAGAAAUGAUUUGUAAACAAGUUCCGUCUCCUGCGGAAUUAAGUGAUGCUCGAGCCGUUGGGCUAAUGAGCUCUCAACACCACACCUUCGAGUGCUUACCUGAAGAAAGCAAAUCCCUGAAAAAGGAUUUUCUGGAUUGCAAGUCAACAGACGAGGCUCCUGUUAUUUUGUAUAUUUCAAAAAUGAUUCCAGUUGAUAAGAGUACAUUGCCUGAAAAUAAGCCCAAGCCUCUCACAGCCGAGGAAAUUGCUCGGAGGAAACUGCUAGCAAGAGAAAAACAUGCUCAAAUGAUGGCCCAGGCAGAGGCUGGCAUGCACUGCACUUCAUUGGACGAAAGACCACCAGAUCCCAAAAAGGAAGAGGAACAGAUGGAAGAGAUGCCUGGAGAUGAUCUGGUUUUUGUUGCUUUUGCUCGUGUAUUUAGUGGCACUGUCAAAAUUGGACAGUCCCUGUAUGUUCUCAACCCAAAGCAUGACCCCCAAGAAGCAAUUAAAAAACUUAACGCAGGAGAGGAACUUGGCCCUCACAUCCACCCUGUGGAAGUCCGACAGCUUUACAUCCUAAUGGGCCGCGACUUAGAGGCUGUAGACUUUGUUCCUGCUGGAAAUGUCCUCGGCAUCGGAGGUUUAGAGGAGCAGGUGCUGAAGAGCGCCACUUUGGCCAGCACAGUUGCUUGCCCAGCGUUCACCGAGCUACAGCAGGCAGCAGAACCGAUUCUCCGAGUGGCUGUUGAACCUCGACAUCCGCAGCAAAUGCCUCAGCUGUUGCGAGGACUAAAACUCCUCAACCAGGCAGAUGCCUGUGUCCAGGUGCUAGUGCAAGAGUCAGGAGAGCAUGUGAUUGUCACUGUCGGAGAGGUUCAUCUUCAGAGGUGCAUCGAUGACCUCAAAACCAGAUAUGCUAAAAUCGAGAUGAAUGUGUCUGAACCUAUUGUCCAGUUUCGAGAGACGAUAAUUGACCCACCGAAAAUGGACAUGGUCAACGAAGCGAUUAUUGAUACAACCAAGAUUGGGGAAAAUGCAGUGGAGGUGUGGACAUCAAACAGACAAGCCUAUUUAAAAGUUUUGGCAGUAGCACUACCUUCCGAGGUGGCCACCUUGCUGGAAAACAACCGCCAGCAAUUACGCCAAGACCCCUCUAAGGUCAAAGACCAACUUAAAAAAGCUUUUGCAAGUGAAAACUGGCCUGAAGACACAGUCGACAGGAUUUGGACGUUUGGACCGCGCAGGUGUGGCCCGAACAUUCUGCUUAAUCGCAUCGAGGGCCAUCCUGGCAGCAUUUGGACGGAAGAAGGCCCAAAUGGAGGCAGCUUUGUGAAUGGGUUCCAGUUAGCUACAUUGGCUGGUCCACUGUGCGAGGAACCAAUGAUGGGCAUCUGCUUUGUUGUCCAGGAAUUCAUUGAAGAAGGUGAAGUUGUAACUGGGCAACUUAUGUCUGCUGUGAAGGAAGCCUGUCGCAAGGCCUUUCAAGCUCAACCUCAACGCCUGAUGCUGGCCAUGUACACUUGCAACAUUUUGGCCAAUGCAGACAUCCUUGGCAAAAUGUACGCAGUUCUGGGUCGGCGUCACGGUCGCGUCCUCCACGGUGACCAGCAAGAGGGCUGCGCCACCUUCAGCGUCACAGCUGUUCUGCCUGUCGUUGAGAGUUUUGCUUUCGCUGCUGAAAUUCGGAAACAAACAUCCGGACUGGCCAGCCCGCAACUCGUCUUCAGCCACUGGGAGGUUUUGGAUGUGGAUCCGUUUUGGGCUCCGAGCACAGACGAGGAAUAUCUGCAUUUUGGUGAAAAGGCUGAUUCUGGCAACCGAGCCAGGAUAUACAUGGACAGUGUCCGACGGCGAAAAGGCCUUUCAACGGAGCACAAGAUCGUCGAGUUUGCCGAAAAGCAGAGGACCCUCUCAAAAAAUAAGUGAAAGUUUUUUAUUUUACU